GAACCGAGUCCUUUGUCGUCUCCGUUGGGUCCCCUUUCAGAGUCGCCCGAGUCUGAGUCGGGGUUUCAAACACUUUCCUUGCAGACAGACCAGCCCUUGAGAGGCUCGGUGGAUAGUCUUUCCUCGGGUUAUGACAAUCUUUCGAGCAGAUCCCCGUUAUUCGAGAACGAGCAUGGAAUCGGUCCGACCGGGCUGGAUCGCAUACGCCAGCAUCAAUCGUCACGCGUUUUGACGCUUCCCAAUCUUUCGACAUCGUCAUUGGCCCCGAUGACAACCUCGAAUACACGCCCAUCGCCUACUCAACGCUCGGCUUCUUCCUCCCGAGCUCCCACCGGCCGCAUGUCACUGAGCGCUUUUGGUGAUCUGGAGGAUCUUCAUCGAUUCCCUUUGGAAUCGUUACAUUCCUUCUCCUUUGCACAACAAUCCGAAGAGCUCCUACACAACCGGCAGAAUCUUCUCAAAAGGUCGAUUGAUUUCAUGCGCGAUCGCAUGGGUUGGGCGGCCACUAAUGCUGGAAUCGCGAACGCCCAGGCAAAUGCGAUGGGCGACGCGGAUCUCCAGAAUAUGAUGGACCUUUUGAACCGUGCCCACGUCUUGGAUGAAGAUCAUGCCAACCGGACACAAGGACCCAUCACUGGACCUGCGGAUGUGAAUGGGGAAAACAUCUUCGAGAGAGCCUUCUCGGAACGCGGCUCUCCCAUCAAUGCUCGAGAUUCAACCCAGGACUCGGCCCCAGGAUCCCAGGCGACAUCCGACAGCUCGCAAAUGCUUAGCCCCCUUUCAUCCAAUGACCGUAUCCUGCAAUCCCGAAAUGACCUGAAGGUGAAAUCGGCAUCAACGUCCAGGCGCGUAAGCUUAAAACGUACAUAUACGGAUCUCAACUCUGCCACCCUCAAAAGCAAGCUGAUGGAGACUCUAGCGCAACCAUAUGCCUCCACGGAUCCUUUCGCCUCUCUCAGUUCAUCUACCGCAGGAUUGGGAUUCCCUAUGCCUGCCUUGCAUACCCACAGCAGCAAAUGGACCCCCGUCUCCCAGGCCGUGUUCCGGACCGAAGCCCAGGCACCAUGGACCAUCUUUGCGGCCAACGAUAUCUCGUGCCUCAUAUUUGGAGUCCGUCGGCUCAGUAUCCUAGAGGUUGUACAGAAAGAGCACAGGCAGUGGCUUGAGGCUAAGCUUCGGGACCCAAGCACUGAUGCCACUGCCCGCGCGCCAAUCCCCCAGAAUAGGCCCAACAUCCAAGCGGUAAACCCAAAGUACCGAGGUCUUGGAAAUGGUGUGACGGCACAGUUGCUCAGUAAACCAUCUUCUAGGGAAAAGGCGUCUCGGCGCGCGCAGACUGAUGAUGGAUACGGCUCGAGCCAAAGAAACCCUCGCAACAACAACCAUCCCGGAAACAAAUCACGAGGCGUGUUAUUGUGCGGCGAUGUCGUGCCGAUCGAGAAGCGCAACGGCACCAAAGGCUCGGCUAGUGUCUGGGUGAUGGAGAAGCGUGGCGGUCUGAUCUGGGUGAUGGAGGAGAUCACCGAGAACUCCGCCUCGGUCCUUUGCGACGAAUCUUGGAAUGUCUUGGAAACUGGAGGUGAUGUUGACAAGAUCUGGGGACCAUCUGUUGUCCGCCUUGGCCAGCCUAUUACUGAGCUUCUCCCCCGUUUGCCAUCAGCAUCUCUCGAAACUUCGCCCGAGAAGGGAAUCGCCAAGAUUGCCGAGUUGAAGCAUUUUGCCGCUCUCACUGCUGCUGGCGUUUGCAUUCCCGUGACAGUAGGCAAGACGGAUGGGACUCGCACUUUGCAGGUGUCGAGUUUCCCCCACGUUGCAGGCAUGAUGGUUGUGUCCUCUGCGACUUUGAACGUCAUCAGCUCGAACUCUGUGUUUUCGUCGGCUCUCUUCGGUCAAGAACGCCCCGAGGGACGGCACAUCACGGAACUAAUUCCAGGAUUCGACGAGAUCUUGGAUGUGUUAACCGAGGAGGACAACGUGCCAUUGAUCGACGGUAUCGUGAUCCCUGAACAUAGCUUCCGUCGGGCACGAACCCUGUCCAUUCUACGGGAUGGCAAGGCCAACGCCGCCUCGGUCUUUACUGAGCCCAGUGGCUUACUGGCUAAGCAUCGAGAUGGCUCCACGAUCGUGGUGGAUGUCCAAUUGCGAGUGGUUAAAAGCGGCACUUUCUUCACCAAGGAACAGGCAGCGAGACUCGCAGAGAAAAUCGAAGAACCCUCCAGCGAUUCAGAAGACAGUGACGACACCAUCGCAGUGACAGAGCUGGUUUAUGCGUUGUGGAUCACCUACUCCCGGCAAAUUCAUGCUGCUGGACCUGCGACCGGCGUUUCGUCAUCUUCACUGCCUACUUCAAAGCCCACUUCUCCUGUACCCGGGCCCUCAUCGGAAAACCCAUCUGUCGCCUCAUCUGUUGGAAAAAGCCCUGAUACCAGCAAGCCUUUGGUAGAAAUCAAAACUCCGAGCUCGACACUCAGUCAGCAGCUCAGCGAGGCUGCUUCGGAACCACUUACCGAUCGACCUGUCCAGCCGGUCCCCGAAGUUAACGCCAAGGGCGGGGCUCCACAGAAACGAAACAUCGACGACUAUGUCAUCGUGGAGGAAAUGGGGCAAGGUGCUUACGGACAGGUCAAGUUGGCCCGCCUGAAGAAGAAUGCUCAGAAGAAGAUGGUGUUGAAGUAUGUGACGAAGAAGCGAAUCCUGGUAGAUACGUGGACACGCGACAGACGGCUCGGCACGGUACCUUUGGAGAUUCACGUUCUGGAUUUCCUUCGUCGCGACGGGUACAAGCACCCGAACAUUGUGGAGAUGGACGGCUUCUUUGAAGACGACGUCAACUACUACAUUGAGAUGAUACCCCACGGACUGCCGGGAAUGGAUCUGUUCGACUAUAUCGAGCUGAAGGCCAACAUGGACGAGCCCGAAUGCCGCAACAUAUUCAGGCAGACAAUUAGCGCCAUUCACCACCUGCACACCAAGGCCCUCGUGGUACACCGCGACAUCAAGGAUGAGAACGUGGUGUUGGAUGGAGAGGGACGAAUUAAGUUGAUCGAUUUUGGCAGUGCGGCCUAUAUCAAGAACGGGCCGUUUGAUGUCUUUGUGGGUACGAUCGACUAUGCCGCCCCUGAAGUCCUACAGGGCAAGUCCUACCGGGGCAAAGAACAAGAUAUCUGGGCCCUGGGCAUUCUCCUCUACACAAUCGUCUAUAAAGAGAACCCUUUCUAUAACGUGGAUGAAAUCCUCGACCACCCACUCCGCAUCCCAUUCCUUCCCUUCUCGGAAAACUGCAUCGAUCUGAUCCGGAAGAUGCUCGACCGGGAUGUCGAUAACCGACUAACUAUUACGGAAGUGCUUGAGCACCCGUGGAUGACGGAGAACGAGAAUUGA
Messenger RNA from Penicillium atrosanguineum, 3381 nucleotides. RefSeq names its product serine/threonine-protein kinase. Gene Ontology annotation, cellular component: nucleus; cytoplasm; cytosol. The record is from RefSeq and is a predicted model, not a curated record. Gene Ontology annotation, molecular function: protein serine/threonine kinase activity; ATP binding. The transcript has 4 exons. NCBI's taxonomy places the organism in Eukaryota, Fungi, Ascomycota, Eurotiomycetes, Eurotiales, Aspergillaceae. The annotation marks the transcript as partial. Gene Ontology annotation, biological process: intracellular signal transduction; protein phosphorylation; negative regulation of glycogen biosynthetic process.